UUACCACAGUAACCUUUUCCAAUCUCUGCAGCUCGCUCCUUCCUUCUCCAUAUAUGCCACCUCCACCGGCCACUCGUCUACCGCUAAUAAGAAAAACACCAUUUUCAUCACUGAAACAUUCAGAGAACUUGGAGCAGUUCGGCUUCAACAGGUUGGAUAUUAAAGAACAAGUUUUUGAAGCUUCUGGAGAGGAGCUGCCGGUAGGAUAACUCUGGCCGACACUCUGGUGCCACUUUUGUAUGCCGGAGCAGGCGUCAGUCCCUUGUUAUCCGGUCCUUGUUCUUCUUGCUCUUUUACUAGGGCAUUGCUUUGGUGCCUUCCUAUUGACUACGGCUAACUCUCGAUCAAGCAUCUCCAAUGUAAUCAUCUCUUUUUCAAGGUUUCCUCUAGCAAUUCAAACUCAGUUAUCAACUGCCGGAGAUUUGAGCAUUGUUAAAAUACAUUCGAACCAAGAAAGACAAGGAAUUCAGAGUGAUCCAUUUUCGGCUUAUUGCAAGAACUUUGAAUUGCACAAAUUGUGAAAUGGCCAAAUUUAGCUGCUUAUCUGUAUUAACUGGGCGAAAGAAGAAAGAUAAGGAAGAUAGCAGUUUUUCAAGAAGUCUUGAUUUCAACAGAGGGCUUAGAUCCCUGCAAAUUAAGUUUGAGAGCCCAAUGAAACCUUCCGAGAGUGAUGAAUUGCGGACUAAUUCUGUCAGUAUCUCCGAACCUCUCCAGAAGAAUUAUUGUUCUGAUACCAAGGUGAUGAGACAUGAGAAUCUUGACAGCAGUGACACAGAAGUAACCUAUGAGGGGGAGGAUGAGCAUGAAGAGAACAAUUCAAUCAAGAGAGAUUUCUCUGACCUCGAUCUUCAGGCCCACGUUGCUAAUUCUGGUGAAAUAGACUCUCCUCAAACUUUUGCGGAGUUGAAUUAUUCUAAUUCAUUUGGCACUCAGAUGAAUGAACUUGUUGUGAAGAGGGCUGGGGGAGAUUUUACUGAUAGGAUACAAAGAGGACAUAUAAGUGAUUCCGGGAUUGGAAAGGCAGAAUUCUGGCCUUCACCAAAGCUUAAGCGCUCUUGCUCUAAUUUGGAAAUGAGUAACAUGCUCCAAAAGAUUGCCGAGCUGCCUCCUUCAAAUUCUCAGUCAUUUGAAGAAUUGCAGGCCUUGUCUAAGAGUGCGAGGAGGCAAGUGUAUCCCAACAGCCCUGCAUCUGUAAUGACAUAUUGCAGUGCUGAUAGAGUGAUGUUAAAGCAGCAUUCUUCGAGCCAAAUUCUACCUUCCAGGAGUAGAAGGCUGUGGUGGAAACUGUUUCUCUGGAGCCACAGGAACCUCCACAAACCAUGGACCCAGAAAGUAAGAUCAGUUGCUGUCAAUGAUGCUUUAAACCAGCAAUAUGGGUACUCAUCAGACCCACUUGAACUAAACCAGGCCAUGGCAUCAAGCAAGAUUGAAUCACCUGGAUCAUUUACUGGAGAAUCCUUUAAAGAAGGAUGCAGCAAGGAACACGACAAUCAGAGUUGGGAUGGUUUUCAUGGUGGAAAUUGUGGUUUAUGGCCACAGAACGAAUGGGUUGCUUUCCCAGUGGAGUCAUCCUCCUUUGCAAGUGUGGACAAGUGGGUGAGAGACCUUGAGACCAAACCCCAGCCCCCACCAGAUUGGGAUGAUAACCAUGAUGAGGGCAUUGUUUUCCCUCCCUCUCCUGAAAAUGGCAGAUCACCAACAAGAAGCACAACCCUUUUAGCCCAGCGUUCGGAGAUCAUUCUGUCAGAGGAGAUUGUUCAUGCCAAUAGCGUCAUCCAGUCACUGAACUCCUCCUCAAGUGUGGCUCACAUAUCAGGCAUUGGCUUGAAAGCUAUUCCCAUGAUAUCAGGCUUCUAUAGCCUUCGAACUGUUAACUUAUCAAACAAUUCUAUAGUUCACAUCACUCCAGGAUCACUGCCAACGGGCCUUCACGUUCUUAACUUGUCCAGAAACAAAAUCAGCACUAUCGGACUGAGAGACUUAACCCGGUUGCGAGCUCUUGAUCUCAGUUACAACCGAAUUACUCGAAUUGGACAAGGUCUGUCAAAGUGUACACUAAUCAAAGAACUAUAUCUUGCUGGGAAUAAGAUCAGUGAUGUUGAGGGUUUGCAUAGGCUCCUAAAGCUGACAGUGCUAGACCUGAGUUUCAACAAGAUAACCACAACAAAAGCUCUUGGCCAGCUUGUUGCCAACUACAAUUCAUUGCUAGCUCUGAAUCUUUUGGGUAAUCCAAUUCAGGGCAAUAUCAGCGAUGAGCAGAUGCGUAAGGCAGUUUGCGGACUCUUGCCAAAGCUUGUGUACCUGAACAAGCAGCCCAUCAAACCUCAGAGAGCACGAGAGGUCCUCACUGACAGUGUUGCUAAAGCUGCUCUUGGGAACAGCAGUUUGAGCUCUCGUAGAAAAGCCGUGAAAAGAGCAAGCAUGGCUCUGUCACCAUCCUCCAGUGGGCGUAGGAGUAGUGUUAAUGUUGGUGUUGGCCAGAAGAGCAGAAGCAGAUCAAAGAGCCGGGUUCAUCGACAGUUGAAUAGGGAUAUAUCUGCAGGAGCUUCUUCAUCCCAUCAUUAGUUGUUUCUUCUCCUGUAUUGUCACUCCAAACCUGUUUGCAUGGAAGACAUUGCUGGUCUCAGCAAAACUAGCUUAAUUCAUUUGUUAUGGUUUCUUAAUUUCUUUUGCUGGUUUGUUCAAACAGGAAAAGGGUUGCUUCUAUUUGUUCUCUUCAA
Messenger RNA from Tripterygium wilfordii, 2720 nucleotides. RefSeq lists its product as uncharacterized. The transcript has 5 exons. The record is from RefSeq and is a predicted model, not a curated record. Lineage: Eukaryota; Viridiplantae; Streptophyta; Magnoliopsida; Celastrales; Celastraceae. Gene Ontology annotation, molecular function: protein kinase binding. Gene Ontology annotation, cellular component: cytoplasm. Bases 523 to 2565 code for a protein of 680 amino acids.